GUGCACGGGCAGCUGAGUUCAGUGUGUGAAUUGGCCGACUGACAACAAGUGGUUUUCCGCAGAGAACUAUUUCACAGCACCGAGGAGAGGCAGCAGCGAAUUUUGUGAACACCGUCCCCGUGUUUCAGUAUCAAAGUAAUGACUGACGCAAACAAACUUUUAAUUUAACAGAAAAAUAGAACUGCUCGUCCGUUGCGGUUGUUUGGUGGCCCCGGUUCGUCGUGAGUAAUUAGUUAAUUCGCAUCACCCGGUGAAAUCUGCAGGGAAACCUGGCAACAAGUCGUCAGGUGGACGGCGACAAAGAGGCUGCUGUGCGACUGCGUUUCAACUCUUCAGUAAGUCGUGACAACUUUGCUACAUCUGUCCCAACAUGUACAGCAUGAUGGAACACGAGCUGAAGCCGACCGGCCAGCCCCAGUCUCACCAGACCUCCCAGGGAAUGUCACCGGUCACCGGCAACAUGACCGGGGGCAUGGGCGGCAAUGGCAACUCUCACCCGGGCUCCAAAACGGCAUGCGCCCCCGGAGUCGACCCCAUGGAUAAAGUCAAGCGGCCCAUGAACGCCUUUAUGGUCUGGUCUAGGGGACAGAGGCGCAAGAUGGCUCAGGAAAACCCCAAAAUGCACAACUCCGAAAUCAGCAAGCGGCUGGGAGCCGAGUGGAAGCUGCUGACCGACGCUGAGAAGCGGCCUUUCAUCGACGAGGCCAAGCGGCUGCGGGCGGUCCACAUGAAGGACUACCCCGACUACAAGUACAAGCCACGCCGCAAGACCAAGCCCAUGCUCAAGAAGGACACUCAGGUGGGCAAGUAUCCGCUGUCGGCAGGUAGCCUGCUGGCGGCGGCACAAGGCCAAGGUGGUAGUCCGAGGAUGGACAGCUACGGCUGGGGCCCCACCGGGGGGUACGCCGGCAUGCAGAGCGAGGCGCUCGGCUACACGCAGCAGCUCCACCGGUACGACCUGUCAGCUCUCCAGUACCCGCCCUCCAUGUCAGCGGCGCAGACGUACAUGAACGGAGCCAACUCUUACAGCCCCAUGUCGUACAGCAGCAGUCCCCAGCAGCCGAGCCCUGUCACCAUGUCCAUGGUGAAGGCAGAACCGGUGUCCCACUCACCUCCGACGGGGACGCCCAACCACCACCGGGGCCCUCUGCAGGGAGACCUCAGGGACAUGAUCAGCAUGUACAUCCCUGGACCAGGGGGGGAUGCCGGCGACCCCUCAGCAGCACAGAGGGGCUACACCAGCGUCCAGCAGCACUACCUCUCCGGAACCGUCCCACUCACACACAUCUAGGACUUGAAGUGGGAGUCACGGGGGUAGUGGUGGGGCGGGGGGGGGGGACCUGAGUGGGAGGACCAGAAAUGCUCACGGUGCACAACUGGCUGUACAGGAGAUGGGAGUCGGUGUGGGGGACUUUAUAGACGGGCAAAGAGACACAAAGAGACGUGACGGAACAAACGCAGUUCCCAGACACAACUCUAUUUUGAUUCAUUGAAAAGCUGUUUUUCUACCUCUUUGGUGCCACACAAGUUAAGAUAAAUGCCACACACACCCACCACACGUACAGAGCGGAGACUCCUCCCUGCCCCACCUGCCUCCAGCAGACUUCUCUCCACGAAGGACUGCAGUGAAGACCAAGCCCACGUCUGUUUAUUGUGUACAUAUGAGGAAAUGUUCUGUCUUUUUCUGUCUUCUUGUCUUUUUAUAUUUUAGAAACUUAUCCAUUAGAAGUCAAAAGACUCCUCUUUUUUUUAUUUUUUAAAUACCACUUUAAAACACUUGUGACAGUGGCACUCAUGACGGCUCCACCAUACCCAGUCGGUGCCGGGUAGCUGGUUUAUUUGCCUGCUGUCCACAGCACAGGGACUAAAGCGACCUGGCAGCCCGGUCGGUGGAUCACAAUCGCUCAGCUGGUGACGGACAAAUCACCCGAGCUGAAUCGCUCUGGUUGUUGUUGGUUGUUGCUGCCCUGAUGCGUGAGCGGAGCUAGAGAGCAGCCGGGUGCCGGUGGGGAUAAAGGGAAGGAAAUGCACAACUUGAAUGAAAGAGCUUUUUUUGGGGUGGGGGGGUGGGUUAAAUGAACUCUUUGUACCUUGGAUUUGGUUUUAGUACUCUUGUAUUUUAUUUUGAACUGAUGAGAUCUUGUUGGAUGACACGGAAACCACCUGUUGGGACAAUCAGCACUGCAUCCACAGGAAUAAACGGAACACACUGGCCUCUGCGAUGCGUGGUGUCGCUUUAGAACGUAGAACCGGGCUGGUUCUAAACAUUUCAGUCAGGUCUAGUGUCCCCAGUCUCUCCGCGUCACUGGAUUUAUUGUCUGGGAAAGAGGUGACACUGUUAUUUGCUGCCUUUUGAGUUUUAUUUGCUAUAAUUAGUUUUUAGAGUUGAUAUUUUUGACGUUAUUGUUCAGAGGCGUUGUUCUGGCAGCAUCCUGAGUCGCUCUGUGUAUUCAUUGUCACUUUGCUCUAGGCAAGAGUUGUAUUGUUUUAUAGGCUUUUCAGUAAGUGAAUGAAAUUUGAUAUGAAAUGCUACAGUUCAGUGGUUUUAUUCCAAAAUAACAGAUUAAGAUUUACACAUUCUGUCUUCCACCAAGUAAACUGGAUUGACAGAAGGCCUACCAGGCAUGUGUUUAACUCCCAGUGAAGAGAAUGUAUCCGAGUGAGUUUCAGAUUAAAUCUCCAGCAAAUGUUUUUCAGAUAUUUACCUGAUGGUAAUUCUAUCAAUCUCUAGAAAUGCGUGCUUUUAAUCCUGGUUCUCUCAAACCGACAGUCCUGUUAUUUCUUUGUUCUCCUGUCUAGCAUGCUGUCUGGUUAUAGUGCUGCUAUGGACCUAAAGGGAACUUUUACUUUCAGACUCCAGAGAAACACUGUGAAUAUUGAAUGUGGUAGAUUAUUCCAACUGUUUAACUUUGAAGCAUUCCAUUACUAACUCGACAUGCACUGGAAACGGAUGCCUUACUUAUCUUUUUGACAAAGGGAGAGCGGUUUUAUUAAAGUAAUGCCUGAAUGUUUACAUUGUUACCCGAGUGUUUUAACUUUUUUACUGACUUGUAUCUCUAUUUUUUAGAAUGAAUUCUCUUGUAUGUAAAUGCUGCCAUAUACUAGUUACUGUAUGUAGCAUUCAUGUAAAUAAUGUAAACAUUUUUAGGCUCUUAUACUAAGAGUCUCGACUCCUUUUUGAUUAUAAAAAAAAUCUGUUAUGGCAUUCAUGACAAUAUUAAUAAAAAGUACAAAUCCUUUUUUUCAUUAAUGUCCCGUUAACUGUAUUUUAUGAGUUAAGUGAAAAGCCUUUUCAUCACAUGACCAAUGCAUUCAGUGGCCACUUUAUUAGGGACACUUGAACAAAUGAAUGCAGUCUUUUAAAAACCACUCAAGGUCCACUUACCAGCACUUUCUGGAGCUUUCUACCAUAUCGCAUGUUUUUCAUCAGCUGAUGGAGUGUAAUAAAGUGAACCUUAUUUGUAGGCUAAGUUGAUUCAGCUGUAUGUUUAUUUGUGUUGUACUGGUCAUAAUACCGGUGUUUUGUCCAUUCAUUUACAUGAGGUGCAAUAUUGGAGUACAACCCUCAACAUGCAGUCCUCCACCUCUAACGACCUCUAUUCUGAACAGUUGGCUGUGUCAACAAAAUAAAAAAUCUAUAAAGCUA
Anarrhichthys ocellatus (wolf-eel) is the source of this 3646-nucleotide messenger RNA. It is a transcript of the gene sox19b, whose product is annotated as SRY-box transcription factor 19b. Gene Ontology annotation, biological process: brain development; negative regulation of transcription by RNA polymerase II; neuron differentiation. Lineage: Eukaryota; Metazoa; Chordata; Actinopteri; Perciformes; Anarhichadidae. Gene Ontology annotation, cellular component: nucleus. The record is from RefSeq and is a predicted model, not a curated record. The transcript has 2 exons. Bases 371 to 1291 code for a protein of 306 amino acids. Gene Ontology annotation, molecular function: RNA polymerase II cis-regulatory region sequence-specific DNA binding; DNA-binding transcription activator activity, RNA polymerase II-specific.